ACGUUAAGCGAGAGCGGUCGGUUACCCGGAUCUCCUGUCGGAGACGAGCCGCUGAGCUCAGUUGCGCCGGAGGACGCGUGGCCGAAUAAAGAAGAGGACCGGCUAAACCGAGCAGUUGAGGCGGAGGAGCUUCUGGCCGAGCGGAGAUCGCUGGGAGGCCGGUUCCCUGGCCCGCCCAUGGCGGCUGCUGCUGCCGCUUUCCGACACCUGAGCCUGGCGCUGGGCGCAGCGGUAGCAGCCCUCGGGUCUCUCCUUUUCAUUGCAUGGAAAGUCUACUUCCGAGACGCUGAUGACAGCUGCGUCGGCUGGAGAAGCCGCUGGGAGCGGCAACUGGAAGCGGAGCUACGAGCCUGCAACGCACGAAAGGAAGCGGAGCAGCCACAUUAUUGUGAAUACCAAAUUUUGGUUCUCGGUUUGGACGGGGCUGGAAAAAGCACCAUUCUUCACUAUGUAUGUAGUCCAGAAGCCAAGAAGCAUAUACCACCUACUCAAGGCUUCAGCUCAGUGCAGCUGCAGGCCAGUGGGCUCCAGAUGGAUCUUCUAGAAGUUGGUGGGAGCCAGAAUCUACGCUUCUACUGGAACCAAUAUCUGAGCAAAGCCCACAUUUUGGUGUUUGUUGUAGACUCUGCAGAUGGCUCACGGCUUCAUGUUGCUCGGCAGGAGCUCCACUGCUUGCUAGCUGAGGACCCUCAGCUGCCUUUGAUAGUCUUAGCCAACAAACAGGACAAGAGUGAUGCCCUGAGUGUGGCAGAAUUGCGAGAGGAGUUGGCCUUGCACAACCUGGAUAGUCAGAGGACAUUCUUUCUCUUGCCCACAAGUGCAACUUAUGCCGGUCUGGCCACUGGAAACAGUGUUCUUCACUUGAAGCACCUGCUGGUCAAAAUUCUUGCCCAUUCAAGCAAGAUGGAGUCUCUGUGACUGUGCCUCUCAGCAAUAACUUUUUCCGCAUGGUCAGGAAGCCUUUGUUCUUAAAAGUCUACCUAGGCAUUCACCAAAUGUGCUUGGAGAAGGAAUUCCACCUACCAAUAUAGCCUUGGAGAUAACUCCUAUUGUUUUGGAUAAGACGGAAGGAAAACAAAGGCAUUGCUUGAGGGGGACAUCAAUCAAUCUCAGAGACUAGCUACCGAAAGCAGCUGCUGCUCUUUUCACAAACCUAAAGAACUAUAAUACCAAUAUUUGCACUAAGACUUUGCAUUCUUCUUUACUGGAUCUACUAGUUGACUUUACAAUAAGCAGGAAAAGAUAAUUCAAUGACUUUAUAUAGCGGCAGCUAAGAAAGUCAUUUCAUAGGCUCUUUGCCUAUGAAAUGACUUUAUUAUUUCAAAAGCUGGGGGUUAGUCUUGGCCCAUAAAGGGUUACUUCAUCCUGACUGCAGCUAAGGGAAAGUAGUAUGUACUGAAAUUGAUGGCUUGUCUAGAUUUGAGGGAUCCUUGAUGGAAUAUCUUUUAUUUCUGGUUAAGCAGGUUGGAACAGUUGUGCCUUGAACUGAUGCCAAAGCUACUUCAGUCACUAAGACUCUGCUACCUUCUUAUUUAUUGGUUGAUUCUUAAGUAACCUCCACAAGGUCUAAGAGAACUGGAAAGUUUGGGUUAGAUCAUGAAGAGAUGCACGAAACUAACAGCCUCCAAACUAGUUGAGCUCAACUGUCAAUUUCCCAUGUUGGCUAGGAAGUUUGAGAUACAGACCAACACAUGCAGGUGUCCCUGAUAAUGGCAAAGUUGUUCAGCAGUAAAAUACUUGAGUAUUCCUAUUUAAUCUCAACCCCUCAGGGGCUCUUAAAAGUUUUUAUUUCUGCUCCAUUAUACAAAGUAUUAUCUAUACAAAAGCUAUUGUGAGCUAGUAAUCGCUGUUACAAACUACAGGUAGGCCACAUCAUAUGGGCUACCAACAUUCUCUUAAAUUUCUAAUGAAGAAAAAAACAGCCAUUUGCCUCACCUCUGCAUUAAAGCAUAAUUCUACAUGUGCAGGAAACCAAUCCCAUCUUCAGGCAAUUUGUCUCUAUAGCUCUAAUGAUGUUACAAAUAGAAAUGAUGCUGUUUCUUAAAUAGGAAAAUGAUGCAUAUACUCUCUAAUGCUCCCUCUUCAGGUUUUUUGUUUGGAUUAAGCUCCUUUUGUACAACUUACAUUUUAACCAUCCCCCUCCUUUAUUUAUCCUAUCACAGACUAUAGGAAACCUGAAUAAUACAUCUUAGCCAUAUAUGCAAUAGGCGAUUGCUAACAAAUGCUUUGUAUUUUUUAUCAAUAAAACUUGUGUUGUAAGAUA
Molecule: messenger RNA, 2263 nt
Organism: Protobothrops mucrosquamatus (brown spotted pit viper)
Lineage: Eukaryota; Metazoa; Chordata; Lepidosauria; Squamata; Viperidae
Gene: ARL10
Product: ADP ribosylation factor like GTPase 10
Exons: 4
Coding region: 178-918 (246 amino acids)
Molecular function (GO): GTPase activity; GTP binding
Source: RefSeq, a predicted model, not a curated record